This is a messenger RNA of Zootermopsis nevadensis, 6145 nucleotides long. RefSeq lists its product as uncharacterized. Lineage: Eukaryota; Metazoa; Arthropoda; Insecta; Blattodea; Termopsidae. Gene Ontology annotation, biological process: recombinational repair. The record is from RefSeq and is a predicted model, not a curated record.
AGUUUCCCAAGAAGGACUGCUCUGUAUAGUACUGUAUUAUAAAUAUAAUGUGUGAGACUGUAAAGUUCAGUGUAGUGUGGGGAACUUGGCUAUAGUUAAUUUACCUGUCACCUCUUAUUUUGGGCUUGCACUGUUCUUUUGUAUUUGUAUGAAAUUUCCUUCUUGAAUUUUUGCCUGCCCUUUCAAAGAUGUGUGGGUCCAUUCUGGUUCAUUUCAUUUAGAUUUCCAUGGUUUUCUUUAGAAAUUAUAUAAACAUAAAUUUAAUAAUUCUAAGCUUGGCCUCUUGAAGGACGCAUCUGAUGGCUUUGUUAAGUAUUAGCAGCUGUGUUCUGUGCUUACUAAAGUUUCUGUAAAAUGUACUGUAAUAUGUAGAGUGCUGGUUCUUAGAAUGUGAAAUAGCAAUUACACAUUCCCUAAUAUUUUGGAAAAAGAUUAAAUAAGGAUGAGGCAAGUUCAGAUUCCAAGUUGUUGAUGUCAUACUCAUCCCCCACCCCCUCUCACACACGCACUGAUUGGUAUUACAUUAUAGUUCAUGUUUAUCCAUUCAUGCUGUUCUCCUUCAUGAGGCUGAAGCAUACUUUGAUCAGAAAGUUUGUGUUGGUAGGAAUGAUAAUAAGAUUGUUAACAAAUUUUCUUUGCUACUUCUAGCUAAAAGUAUGCAGCAUCGUGAUAUUCACAGUGAAAUUAAAAUCAGAAAGUGCAGUCUACUAUUUCUUUCAGAAUCUGGUGUCUCCUGUUUUAUCUAAAAACUGAAAGAUUGUUAUAUGGUAUGUAAAACUACAACUUUAUCAGUGUAAAACUUGAUCUGUUACUCAAAAUGAAUAACGUAGCAUCCGUGGGAAGGUUUAUGUUAUCUGUUAGUCAAGACACACACAGUGGCAGGAGUAAAGACUGAUUCGAUCCUGGCCAGGUUACAUCUCACAAACUAUUUUCCCUGUGAAGUCACAUUUAAUAUUAUUCUCCAAUGCCAUCUUGGUCUUGCAAGUGGUAAUUUUUCCUAACCAAAAUUCUGUUUGCAUUCCUUGUCUCCUGGGUGCUAUAUGUUUAUCCUAUCAUAACCCGAACCACAUAAAAUGUACAGCGUUGAUAAUUAUUAUAAAAUCCUCAAUUUUCUACAUUUUCUCUCUGUCUUAUGUCCAUUUAUUUUCUAUAGCAUGUAUGUUACGUUACUUCCUCAGAGUGGCAGACCAUGUUUUACAGCCACACAGUAUUGAGCUGCGUGUAGUGAUGGCAAGUAGUUUUAAUAUUGCUAAGACAUAUAUUAACGUGGACAGUAUUAAUUGUAUUUGGUUACUGUAUAAUUUUGUGCCAUGUGGGACCAAGCAUACACUCUUUAUCUUUAUUAGCAGGCUAAGUAGCAAUGUUAAUUCAGUGCCUUCUUUUCAGCAUGUAAGAAUGAAGUGCUGUUGUAAUGGUUCAACUCUGUUCUAACCUUCACCAUCAUAACAUUGAUUUUGUUCUAAUAUAUAUAUUUUGGGGGGAGGAGAGGUGCACAAAUUCAGAAAUGUUGAACCAAGUGGAAGGAAUUGGCAAUAAGAAGAGAUGUUUAUUGAUGGAAUGUUUGUCCUGUUCCUCUUUUAAAAUUUUCUAUCAUUUGGAAAAAUAUGAAAAAGAUAUGAUUUUCUAAAUAAAAGUGUAUCGCAAGAGGUAACGUGAAGUACGAGAAAAAAUACAGCACUUAAAUGCUUAAGAGAUUUCUGUCCCCAUAAUGUUCCUGACUUGUUCAUUUAUUAUGGAUCGAAUUUUUGUGACAUUGAUUUAGGGAGAUCUGAGAUGAUGGCUAUUAUAAGUGAGGGGUUCUUCUUGACCAUUAUACACACAGAAAUUUAUAAAGCUUUUUUGUUUCUUUGUAAGGCUGGGAUCACUGUUUCAUAGCAUUUUUAUUGUGAAAAGAAAUAAGUAUUUAGUUCACAGUCUUCUGAGAUGUUGCCCUGUGCAGUCUGGUAGAAAUUGAAUGAUGUUUCAGAGGUGCUUACUGCUUCCAUCAUUAGGGCAAUGAGACAGCAAACAGUUCUGAAACAUCAAUCAGUUUCUACCAGACUGCACAGGUCAACAUCCUAGAAGACUUUUGUCUUCUUGUCACCAUGGGAACUUGAAAUAUUAGCUGUGUAUUUAUUACAGGGUAUUAAAAUAAUGAGUUGGUCUUUCCCGGUUCAUGCAACAUCAGACGGGAAUGCUGCUAGGGAUUCAUAAAUAUUGGUGUUAGUGGACUUGGGUUGUGUAUGCUGGACACAUUGUCAUGUUAUUUGGGAAACCACUUUGAACAUUUGACAGAAUGUGGUAUAGGUAGGAGGAUGCCUUAAGAGGUGGAAAAUUUCUUUACCACCCGCUUUUCAGUGACAUUCCUGUGUGUGGAAUGAGGUGUUUCUUUAAAGCCAUAUUUUAGGGCUUUUUCGUAAGUAAAGGGACCAACAUAUCGAGACUAAUGUACCAAACAAGAUACUGUGUUCAUAUUACUGCAUUUUCUUUAUGUUUGAUAUGCUGUAGACUGCUGUGCUAGAAAGACACCAAUGUAUAGCGUUAUCACAUUUUACUAAAACAGAAAUACUUUCACAACAAUUUGUUUGUCAGAACAUGAAGUUUCAUGCUGUCAGCACUAGACAUCUCACUUUCUGCCUUCUGUGCCCGUAUGAAAAGGUUACAUUCUUUGUUAAAUUAUAAAUGUCUUUAUGUACAAAUAAUUUAAUGCUUGUAAUUGCUUGUGGCAACUCCUGAUGUUGCGUGGACAAGAUUGAGCCUAUUGUUAGUUGCAGGGACCAGUAGUGGUGUUUUAUAUAACUGUUAGUAUUUUUCCUACAUAUUUCUGAUUGUCUUGUAUUACAUACCUUGUAAGAAGGUGGUGAUUAUUUGUAAAUAAUUCAACAGAAUGCAGCACUUGUUAUGCUUUAUUGAACAUGGAGUAAGGGUUCCUUUUAUAUAAUUUUUAUAUUAUUGUUACAAUUUGUAUGUACUGGAGAGGAACAUUGCAGUGUUGUAUUGGCAGCCAUUACAUUGUUCUUCAAAUUGCAUUUUACAUACAUUUAUGGAUAAUGUUCUCAGAAAAUUCUUAUGCUUAAUUUUGCUACACAAAUAAAAUUGCUGUCAGUACAAGAUUGUUUUGUUUGGAUGCAUCUGGAAAAACUUUGUGUUUAAUUUCAUGGUUUCAAAAGGGUCCAUUUGCACAUAACCUCUUCAGGACAGUCAGAAGGUUUGAAUUUGAUAUCUAAAGUUGUAUGUGCCUCUGUGAAUGUCUUGCGUUCCGUCCAGAUGUCUUCUCACUGAAUUGUUUACAGAAUAAAUUAUUGUUUUACUAACAGAACUGAGAACAUUUUUAAUCCUUCUCUUUACCCAGAGACAUUCAAACCUUCCUGACUAUCGAUGCAUAUGGAAUAUAAAGAAAUUUUAUGAGCUGUCAUUAAGUAAUUUGAUAUUGACUGGGUAAUUAUGGUUUGAUUUCUGACUGGAAAGUGACUUUUGUUAUUGCCACUGCAUGCAGGUAUAAAAAUGCGGUGGCAUUUUGCUGUGUUAAAUUUAAGUUUUUGCUUGUGCCAAGCAUUUGGGAAAGUAUGUUAUGUAGGCUGCCAAUUGGCAAACAACUUGCAUGUUGCUUUAUUCCUGCAGUUCUUUAAUCAAAAUUUGAAGUUCGAGCCAUAAGAAUUUCAUUAUCACGGUUUAUAUUGGGGCAUGUCAAUCGUAUACAAGAAAUGUUCGAACUGGAUGGAGAUUUUGAUUUGGAUGAGGAUUUUCUGCAAGGAGCAUUUGAAAAAGAAACUGAAUAUGCAAAGAGAAUUCCAGGACUCGGAACGAAAGGAGAAAAACGUUCUUCACUUGAAGAGGAGCCUUAUAUAACAAAGAAAAAUAAAUUAACAAACAAGACAGUGAGACCUGCUUACAUUGAUGUAACUCCACAGCACUGUCACAGGACUGGUCAGGCUGUUCGUCAGCGAAAGUUUCCAGGUCCAGCAGGCUUGCUACCAGACAAAGACUAUGCAAUGAACCAGUCCACAGUUCUAUCUCCCACAGCAGAUUCUGAGAUGCUCCAUAAUGAGAACCUUUUGUGCUCCCAACCAUCCAGUUCAAUGUUUGAGACGGCAGCCUGGCAACAGAUGUUGAGGGAUUUUGAGUUGAGUGACAGCAGUGGGCCUCUCAGUCAGUUUACAGUGGCGUGGGUUAAGCGACGAGCUGCUGCACGACAGCUAUGGCAUCAGAAGGUUCCAUUCCUGGUGACAGUGCUGCGUGACCUGGAUUGUAGCUCACCUGAUCCAUGUGUCGUUCUACAAGACAGAACAGGGGAGGUCCAUGGAACACUACAUCGUGAGGUGUGGGAGCUGUAUGGAGGACAGCUGCAGCCUGGAGCUGUCCUGGUUCUUCGCCAGGUGGGCGUGCUUAGCACUGGAAUUACAGCACGACGACACUACCUCAAUGUGACUUGUAAUAACAUCAUUAACAUCUACAGCAAUGUUUUACAAGAUGAAAUAGCAAGCAAACAUAGCAGCAAUGUCAGAAGAACAAUGGUACAUCAUGUAUCUCAUGGGGAACUAUUGAAGAGCGCCACUGAGUGGCAGCUACACCACUCUGCACCUGAUACCUCCCUGACUUGUAGGCCUAUAAAUUCCUUGUUCAGUACUGUUGGUAGUCCUGCAAAUUUAUCACUACCCCAUCAUGCUCUAAAACAAAGUGGGAACAUUGGAGGUAAUGCCUCUCCUCUAUUCUCCCAUCCAAAUGGUUGGCAACGGAAUCCUUCCAGUGUUCCUAACUUGGCGUGUUGUACAAGAGUUUCACAAACUGCUGAUAGAACAUUGUAUAACUCAGUUAAUAGCAAAGAUAAUAUGAGGACUCAGAAUUCUUUAAAUAACAGUGUACAGAUCAGGAAAACAAAUUUGCAGAAUGUUAUGAACAUAUCAAACUCUUUAAAUGGUAAGUCAUAUGCAUCUACAAUUAUAAAUAGCAGCACACCAUUUAACAGGAGAGUCACAGAUGCAGCAGAACAGCCACUACAUGGCAAGUCUGCUUUAUAUAGGCAGAAUGUGUCAGAUUCACCACAGCAGAUUCAAGAUGGAAAGCAUUCUGGUAAUGAACAAUUCAAAUUUAAGCUACAGCCAACAUCUGCUUCAUUUGGACAGAAAGUAUUGCAUUCUCUACAUCAACGUGAUGAAAGAAACAAUGUUGGGAGUGAAGGCUUUGACUAUCAACCACAGCCAACUCCUCCUCUCAAUUCCAACAGAACUGAUAAGUUGGCACCAGCAUUUAAAGGAGGUUUCGUACCCAAAGUGUCACGUUUUGGAAGUCCAGUACCUGCUGUUUCCCACCCCUCAUACUCGUCCCAGGUUCUUGCUGCUUCCGGCACAUCAUUUGAUGUCUCUGACUCACACAGACCUUCACAUUCAGCAACAACUGUAAUGGACCACUUACAAGAAACUUGCACUGUUUCGAUGUCUUUGAAUUUUGGUGGUGGACGUUCUGCCAGUGGUCAUAAUUCAUCAAGCGAAAGGACCUCCAAGUCAAUUGAGCGCAUGACAGAGGUUGAAAAUUCAGGAUUGGAUGUUUUAGAAGGACUUGACACCAACUCUUUGUUCGACGAGUUCUAAGUGAAAAUGCUACCAUGUGAAUUGUAGCAGUGUUGUCAAAUAUGACUCAGAAAAUUUAGUCCUCCACAGAUCGCUUUCAAGCCAGUUUUUAAAAAGCAUCCUGCAUGGCCUUUGAGGUGUAUUCAAAUGGCUGGAAGGGUCAGGUGGGCUUAUGGGGUGUCUGUUGUUCAAAGAAGUCAGGAUAAUUAUUAGUACACAAGAAGUUAAUGUGUUGAGACCUGAUACAUUGUGUCCUAUAAUUUCCAUGUGUUGGUUUAAUUAAAAUCAAACUUUAUUUACACAGUCACAUUUGAGUAACUUAACAGCAUAUUAUGGUGGUUUAAAAUCUUGUAUGUUGAGGAAAGAUCUAUGUAUUUGUCAGUAGCAUUGUUUUGUGUGAUUUACUUGAAACUGUGCAACUUUUCACUGAAUCCAUUUUUAUUGACUCAUUAUUUGUUAUGAAUGUAUUUGAUCUCAUUUAUUUAUUUUUUUUGCUAGUCAUGUGUCAUUUCUUGGCAAAAUGAAGCUCCAUGGCGUCUAUGUCCUGCAAAGAAAGUGUAAAGAUUGCACUGCAUGUAAUAUUAUAUGUGUAAAAAGCA